AUGCGAAUACGGCAAGUCAGUGGUGCUCGGGGCCGGUUUACAGCUAGUAGAAGUGGUGAUGGCGUAGGCGUAACAAGACUGGCUGAAGAACAAGGUGGUGUGAAUAAUGAUAGAAUGACCCCUAGAGGUAAACGUAUAGUGCUGGGUGCUGGGUCUGGAGGAGGGGUUCAUUUGAAUCGCAAUCGUAUAGUAUCGGGUCAAAGAGUUGUCAGUGGCCGGGGGGUCAGGCUAGGAACUCCUGGUAGACAAACAAUGGAAGAUGAAUCAGGAGAUGAAGACGAUCUUGGUGAAGAUGGGGAUGAUCAUGAUGAUAGUGUUGUGAACAUUGGAUUCCAUCAGAAUAAGCGACAGAUUCUUAGUAAUUUUGAAGAAUGGCUUAAACUUUCAAACAGUAACAAGAUCAACUCCAAGAAUUCGUGGAAUGUUUCAUUAAUUGAUUAUUUUUAUGAUAUGAACGUUAUGAAGGGUCAAGAUGGGAUCAAUUUUCAAGUAGCAUCUGCCACAUUAGAUGGUUGUGUAAAAGUUUAUCAAAGUAGAGUGGAUUCUGCUGUAAGUGAGACAGGGAAAUUGCUUAGCGGGUUAUCACAGAAGAAUGUUGCCAAUAAUGAAUUAGAGGUUGAUGAUGAAGACAAUGACGGAGAAGAAGGAGUAGAUGGCUCCGGCGAUCAAGCAGACGGUGAGAAUGCCGAAGGAGAAGGUCGUAAACGUAGAAAGAUAAAUAAAGUUGUUGAGUCAACUUUGGUGGAGUUUGAAACUAUAAGAUUAAGGAAAUUCGAACAAGAAUUAGCGAUUGACCCUUUAUUUAAAAAAGCUUUAGCAGAAUUCGAUGAAGGAGGUGCUAAAUCGUUACUCCUUAAUUCUUUAAGCAUAGAUGCCACUGGUAGAGUGGUAUUUGAUGCCACCAUGGCUCAAGAGGAUUCAGAGGAAGAUAAGGAAGACAAGGAAGACAAGGAAGGCGAACAUGAAGAUAAGGAAAUGUCUGAUUCUUUUACAAAAUCGUCAAACGAGUUCUCUAUGGAAAAGCUAGCCAAUUUUGUUUACUGUCCCACUAGCAAUGACGCAAAUGAUAAUCUAGAAACCAUGACAAUUUGUCCCAGUAUGGACGAACUCCAAGCUGUUCUUGAAGAUAUUUCUAGAGCGAAAACAUUGAUUGAGAACGUCAAUCAUCAAAUACAGGCCGAUACAGCAGCUGGGGCAAGUGCACUAGAGACCAUUGGUACCAAUGAAUAUCCAAGUUUCAAUGACAAUGAUAACUUUGCUCCUGAUUUUGGAAAUGAUAACUUUGACAUGGAUAUAGAGGAUGAAAACAACAACCAUGAUGAUGAUGAUCAUGAUGAUGAAGGAGAUCCUAUUGAUAAUUUAAACAAGAGCAUUGUGCAGCAAGUUUUCAACGAGGACGAGCAAUACACAGAACGGUCAGUUCCCGAAAGAGUGAUGGAUCGAGAUCUUAUGGCUUAUUUUGAUGAGAGAUUGAAAUCAUCUUGGAGAGGGCCCGAAAAUUGGCGUGUCACGGCAUUCAAGAAUGCAAUGGCAUCAAAUAAUCAGAAUUCAAAGUCGACCACUACUACUUCAAUAACAUCAGGCUCAGUGGUAAAGACUGAGGAUGGAGGAGAAUCAAUGACCAAUGUAACAGCGAAGAAGAAGGCUACUACAAUUGAUUUUAUGAGCACAGAGGACGAUGAAGAAUUAGAGCAGUUAAUUUUUGCCAAAGCCAAAAAACUAGGUACUAUAACUUAUGAUGAAGAUCAAGAAAUGCUUUUACCUGAAGAUAUUCAAUUCCGUUCCUCAAAAUUAACUCAUUUGUUCACGAAGCCCAGUGUACCAAUAUAUACCUUUAGAAAGGUUAAGAAGACUGCUGCCAAUUAUGAAAUAAAGACCACAGAGGAUGAUGAGAAUAAAAUAACAGAUGAGAAUUACUUUGCAGAGCAAUAUAAAAACAGAGAGUUAUUGGAAUCAUUUAUUCAAGCAGAAGAAGAGGAUUUUAAUAAUGAUUAUGGGGGUAAUAAUGAUUUUGGAGGUAUUGAUUUCAACGAUGCCUUUGAAGGGGAUGCUGUUGCCAAUUCCACACAUAAUCAUAUUAUCGAUGGAGAAGAAAAAUCAGUUAAUCCAUUCCUCGAGUCACAAGAUCGUCCAGAUACUCAAGAUUCUGCAAUGACCAAUGAAUCACAAUCACAAUAUAGAAGACGGAGGCCUGAAUAUGUUAACUUUUCAAGAGUUGCAAAGCGAGUGGAUGUUAAACGACUUAAAGAUAACAUUUGGCUGAGUAUACAACGCCAAGCACAAGCGUUGAAUGUACUUGAAGCAUCACCAAAGCCACAAGAAGAAGAGGAAGAGGAAGUGCCUAAGAAUAAUGAGAAGGUUGAGUCUUUCCGAAAUAUUGUUACUGAUGUCAAUAAAUACUAUGGAGCAGAAGAACGGAAAGAUUUAUCUACGAGUUUCCAUUUCAUUUGUCUUCUUCAUUUGGCAAACGAACAUGGGCUUUCUAUCGUUGCAAAUAGUGCCCACGAUGAUUUACGUAUUACUGGGUUCUAG
Lizanozyma spartinae is the source of this 2532-nucleotide messenger RNA. It is a transcript of the gene BRN1, whose product is annotated as condensin subunit. The transcript has a single exon. The coding region runs from base 1 to 2532 and encodes 843 amino acids. Gene Ontology annotation, molecular function: chromatin binding. Gene Ontology annotation, cellular component: condensin complex. Gene Ontology annotation, biological process: mitotic chromosome condensation. Lineage: Eukaryota; Fungi; Ascomycota; Pichiomycetes; Serinales; Debaryomycetaceae. The record is from RefSeq and is a predicted model, not a curated record.